Messenger RNA from Yarrowia lipolytica CLIB122, 2307 nucleotides. RefSeq lists its product as uncharacterized. Lineage: Eukaryota; Fungi; Ascomycota; Dipodascomycetes; Dipodascales. Gene Ontology annotation, cellular component: nucleus; chromosome. Gene Ontology annotation, molecular function: histone H3K36 methyltransferase activity; protein binding. The record is from RefSeq and is a predicted model, not a curated record. Gene Ontology annotation, biological process: regulation of DNA-templated transcription.
AUGUCGGGCAACAACUCACCAAUAAACGCGCAGCUGUUCCCCGAUGCUCGCGACGUGACCAAGGACGCGCUUCAGACAUUUGUGGAGCUCCCGGAGUGCACGUACAUGAAGGGUCUGGGCUCGUCUCAGCAGGCGGAAGUCAUGGCGUGUGACUGUAAGCCCGGGCCCACGGCGUGUGACGAGGACAGCGGGUGCAUCAACCGACUCACUUCCAUCGAGUGUGUUCGGUGCUGCAAGGGCUGUCAGAACAAACGGUUCCAGGGCAAAAAAUACGCAUCGGUGGACGUGAUCAGCACAGAAAAGAAGGGGUUUGGACUGCGGGCCACCAAGGACAUCGCCGCCGGCGAAUUUGUCUACGAGUACGUGGGCGAGGUGAUUGACGAGCCGACCUUCAAGGAGCGAACGGCCAUCUACACGACCCAGGGCGUCAAGCAUUUCUACUUUAUGAUGCUGCAAAAGGGCGAGUUCAUCGACGCUACCGCCAAGGGAGGACUGGGUCGGUUCUGCAACCAUUCGUGCGCGCCUAAUGGCCACGUGGAAAAGUGGGUCGUGGGCAAACGGCUCAGAAUGGGCAUUUUCGCAUCUCGACACAUUCAAAGGGGAGAAGAGGUCACGUUUGACUACAACGUGGACCGGUACGGAGCCGAGGCCCAGGCGUGCUACUGCGGCGAGAAAAACUGUGUCGGCUUUCUCGGCGGAAAAACGCAGACGGAAAGCGCCAGCAAGGUCUCCGGCACCUUGACCGCUGCUCUGGGUCUCACGUCCAGAGAUAUCAACGCCAUUCUGAGAGGCAAAAAGUCGGCCGAGGACUUGCGACCCCGAGACCUGACCGUGCAGGACGUGUCCAAGGUCAUGGCGUCUCUCAUGAUGAACCAGGAAGCCUGGCAGGUCAACCUCAUGCUGCAGCGUAUUGCUCUGUGCACAGACACGUCCGUCCAGGCAGCAGUCAUGAAGAUGCAUGGAUACCAGAUCUUCGCGCAGAUUCUGACCGCCACGUGGGGCGACAAUCCUCUUGGGCUGGACGACAGCGACCGCGUGAACGUGACGCUGAUGCUGCUGCGAGUCCUGCAAAAGUGGCCGCGAAUCACAAAGAACAAAAUCUCCAGUUCGCAGAUUGAAAACGUGGUCAAGAGCCUGACGUCCAACGACAACAGUGACAUUGCCACCAUUGCCCAGGAGCUCUUGUCUGAAUGGGCAAACCUGAAAAUGGCUUUCCGAAUCCCACGACGAAAAAUUGAUCCCGACGGAGACGAGCAUUCGGUCUCUAGAGGUACCAGCGAGGAGGUCACCAAGGAGAGCUCCAAGUCUGAGGAGCCCAAUGAUGUGGAAGUUGUCAAGGUGAACAAAAAAGCAGAUAACAACGGAAACGGCGUUACUGAUUCGCCGUCCACCCGCUCGGAAUCCCCCUUCACCUUCAUCCCCACCCCCUACUCUAACAAAACGGCCCCCAAGGGCCCCAAGAAGGCCGUCAAGCAGCCUGCAUCACCCAUGGUGCCUCCAAGGAGCCUGCCUAAGGGCUGGCAGUUUGCGAACGACCCGCAGGGCAAGGUGUACUACUACAAUCUCGAGCUGAACAUCCAACAGUGGGAUUUCCCCAAGGCGUCACGUGCGAGCUCACCCUCGACCCCCAAGGGCCCCAAGGGCCCCAAGGGUCCCCGUGGCAACCGUCGAGACGAGAGACGGGACAAUUCCGAGACCCGAGAGCCGCUUUCUUUGCAGUCGCAGCGCGAGAGUGAUCUCCAGCGCAUCAUUGAGCAGGCUCGGUUGCAGGAGGUGAAAAAUAACAGCGAGCCGGCUCCGUCUGCGUCUGCCAAGCCCGUGAACGCGCAGGCGCAUCGGCUGACUAAACUGCUGGCCAAGGUGGUGCCCAAUCAAGUGUCCAAAUACGACGUUGAUCGGGAGCGGGCGAAAAAGUGUUCUAAGGACAUUGUGCAGAUUCUGGUGGACAAGGAGCUGAAACGUCCGGAGCCCAUGACUGAGAUUAGUGAUGAGAAGGCCAAGAAAAUCAAGGAGUUUGUCAAGGGCUACAUGGGCAAGGUGGUCAAGCGGUUGGAGGAGAAGGAGGGUGGGGCCAAAGAUUUUGGCCGUGGUCGACAAGGUAACCGACGAGACUCUGAGCGGCAAUCCGACCGACGUGGUAGACAAGGUCAGUCGGACCGCGAUCACUCUGACAAUCACGGACGAAAAAGAAAGGGCGAAGAAAACCAGCCGUAUGAAGCUGGACCAAUGUAUGACGACGAAAGUGCCGAAACGUCGACGGAGACGGUCAAGAAGCCCAAGGUUGAUAUGGAGAUUGAUUUGGAGUGA